AUGUCCAUCCAUUUUGGAUGCACCAACGAAACCAGCUUCACCGCAGUCUACAUCUUCCGCACAGAUCCGCUUUCCGCUCAAGUAUUGCUAGCUACCGCUUUAGUCCAGGUCCGCCCACAUCAUGGUAAUCCAAUCACCGCCAGAGUGUUGAUUGAUCAAGGUUCAGAGCUCUCAUUUAUGAGACAGUCGCUCUUCAAGAAGCUUGGACAACCGCUACAGCGUGACAUGGUCAUGCUCAAGGGCAUUGGCAAUGUCUCCGCAGGAAGCUCACUAGGUGUGAGCACAAUUGAGCUUCGUUCGCUGUGUACGACCGCAUUAAUGCAUGUCAGCAUGCAUAUUCUACCAACACUGACGGUAGAUCUUCCAUCGUUCGUGAUCGCUGAUCCGAUAUGGCCGCAUCUUGAGAAUCUCAAGCUCGCUGACCCGCAGUAUCUACAGCCACGCCCUGUAGAUAUUAUUCUAGGUGCAUCACCAGCCGCACAGAUCAUGAACGCAGAGAUUCAACGAGGACCUCGCAAUGCUCCUAUUGCACAAUCCACCACGCUUGGUUGGAUUGUCUAUGGAGCUGUCACCGCUAAACACGCUUCAACAUCACACGCAGCACUACAUGCGUCAGUAGAUACUGAAUUACAAGACGCUAUCGCUAAGUUUUGGGAACAGGAAGAAGUUCCAUCAGGAAAUUCACCGCUCAACACCGCUGAAGAAGACGAAUGUGAAAUUCACUUUCGUCAAACGCAUUAUCGACAGCCUGAUGGACGCUACGUAGUAAGAUUACCGCUUAAGGCCCUUGAGAGUCAACUUGGCGACUCUAUCAACGCAGCUAUGGGGUCACUCCGCAGAUUAAUAACUCGCUUGUCGCGAGAAAGAGAAUAUUCUGACAUGUAUCGUGCAUUCAUGGCAGAAUACAUUCAACUAGGACACAUGGUACGAGUACCAGUCAACGAAUUGCCCGCAAACGCUUACUUCUUGCCUCACCAUGGGGUAUUGAAGCUUGAUAGUGCCACUACGAAGCUCCGCACAGUGUUCAAUGGUUCCUGUGCAACAUCUACAGGAAUUUCAUUGAACGACAUUCUCCACGCAGGACCCAAAACGCAAAUUGACAUUUUUGAUGUGAUGUUGAGAAUCCGUUGCAGCAGGAUUCUAUUCGCUACUGACAUCACCAAGAUGUUCAGACAGAUUGAGGUCGACUCGCUUGAUUGGCCGCUUCAGUGCAUUCUCUGGAUAGAUGAGAAUGACUUAAUAGACGCUUACUGUCUCAAGACAGUCACAUACGGAACCGCUAGUGCACCUUUUGACGCUGUACGUGUGCUUAUCCAACUAGUAAAGGAUGAAGGACACCGCUUUCCGCUAGCUGUUGCUCCAAUGUUGAAAACACGCUACGUAGAUGAUAUCUACGGUGGAGCAGACAACGAAGAAGACGCUAUCAAGGCUGCAGUACAAACAAAAGCUCUGUGUGCAGCAGGCUGCUUCCCGCUUGCCAAAUGGGCUAGCAAUAGCCCACGGUUACUCGCUGAAGUCGCUCCAGAAAAGCAGCUGGAUACACCGCUUAAAGAAAUCAGUGAUGCACCAGUAAAAGUCCUGGGCAUGUACUGGAAUUCACGCACUGACGCUCUCCAGUUCAAGUACACGCUACCGCCAGAUACGCCUAAGACAAAGAGAGCUAUUUUGUCUGAAAUCGCUAAACUGUAUGAUCCGCUAGGACUUCUCGCACCAAUAGUCGUCAAAGCCAAGAUCUUUAUGCAAGAUCUGUGGCUAGAUAGAGUGUCAUGGGAUGAACAAUUGUCACCAUCACUCAUUCACAAAUGGACUGGAUACCGCGAGGAUCUUCGAAACAUCGAAUCCAUCCGCAUUCCACGCUGGAAUAAUAUAGCACCUGGAGCAACUAUGGAAUUGCACGGGUUCUCAGACGCUUCGCAAAACGCUAUGGCUGCCGCUGUUUAUUUGAGAGUCACUGACGCUGAUGGGAACAUAAAGGUCUCACUUUUGUGUUCAAAAACGCAAGUAGCACCGCUGAAGACCAUGACAAUUCCACGCUUGGAAUUAUCUGCUGCAUGGUUGCUAACACAACUGAUACUUCAUGUUAAAGAAGUUCAGUCGCUUGAAAAUGUCAGGAUCAAUCUCUGGACUGACUCCGCCGUGACUCUCGCAUGGAUUAAAAGUCCAGCAAUCCGCUGGAAGACAUUCGUCCGAAAACAAAACCCCGCUGACUGCGCUUCAAGAGGUAUACCUACGCUAAAACUGAAACAACACGCUCUCUGGUGGCAUGGACCAACUUGGCUUCAUGAACCAGAAUCCUCUUGGCCCACUCUGGAGCCUCCAACCGACAACGCAACGCAUCGAGAAGAACGCCAAGGUCUGACACUAGUAACUUGGAAAGCAGAAAAUUGCCUGCUCCAACAAUUACUGUCACAUUACACGCAGCUGUUUCCACUGCUACGGAAGCUUAGCAUCUGGCAUCGUGCCAUCGACCGCUUUAAAAGAGUUCCACAAUCUUCGCUGGCCUACCCGCUUACUCCAUCAGACCUGAAGCGCGCUAAAUUGACCUUGAUUAAGUUCACUCAAGGACAAUACUUCGCUAGAGAGAUUCACACGCUACAAGAUAGUGAUGGUCUGCCUAAAAAUAACAGCAUCACUAAGCUGACUCCGUUCAUCGACCAUCAGGGGGUCCUGAGAGUCGGUGGCCGCUUGAAAAACGCAUUGCUGGACCCAGAAGAGAGGCAUCCAGCGAUUCUACCGCGACAUUCACCGCUUACAUCAAUUUUGAUUGAUGAUUCGCACCGCAAAACGCUUCACGGAGGUACUCAGCUUACGCUCGCUGACUUACGCAAGAGUGUCUGGAUCAUUGGAGGCCGUGUUCCAGUCAGAUCAUUUAUUUUACGCUGCGUUAUCUGCACGAGACAUCGUGGAGAACGCGCUCAACAGUUGAUGGGUCAACUACCCGCCGCACGAGUACAGCCAACUCGAGCCUUCUUGCAUACAGGACUCGACUACGCUGGACCUAUCACGCUGAAAACGUUUCAAGGACGUGGAGCAAAAACAUACAAAGGCUGGAUUGCAGUCUUUGUAUGCAUGUUCAGUUCAGCUGUACAUUUAGAGCUAGUAACUGACUACACCGCUGCCGCUUUCAUCGCCGCUUAUCGCCGCUUCACUAGUCGCCGAGGUAUCUGCCACACGCUAUAUUCAGACUGUGGAACCAAUUUUGUAGGAGCAGAUAAACAGCUGAAACGACUAUUCGCUGCAGGAUCCCGCACAUUACGAGAAUUAUCAACCUUGAUCGCUCAAGAUGGCACGAACUGGAAAUUCAAUCCGCCUGGAGCUCCACAUUUUGGAGGAAAAUGGGAAGCCGCUGUGAAAUCUAUCAAAUUUCACCUUCGAAGAACAAUCGGAGACUCGCUGUUGACGCUUGAGCAAUAUUCAUCGCUACUGGCUCAAAUUGAAGCCAUAUUGAAUUCCAGACCGCUCACACCGCUGAAUGAAGAUCCUGCUGACCUGGCUGUACUGACUCCAGGUCACUUCUUAAUCGGACAGUCACUGACCGCUAUCCCAGAGCCAUCGCUGACAGAUUUACAACCUGCUCGGCUCUCGCACUGGGAACAAGUCCAGCAAAUGGUUCAACAUUUCUGGAAACGCUACUACCAGGACUGCAUCCACCGCUACCAGGCCUUUUCAAAGUGGCAUCAUCGACGCAACCAGAUCAAGGUGGGUUCAGUAGUACUGAUCACCACUGAGGAUCUCCCGCCAACCAAGUGGCCAUUAGCCAAAGUAAUUGCUGUCCAUCCAGGUGAAGAUGGACAAAUCCGCGUAGUAACUGUUAAGACAGUUAACACAGAGCUGGUACGUCCAAUUACAAAGCUCUGUGUCCUGCCGCUAACGCAUGAAGAAGAUGAUCUUGUCGACGCAGCCGCCAACCCGGGGGAGAAUGUUCGGUGA
This is a messenger RNA of Cotesia glomerata, 3930 nucleotides long. RefSeq lists its product as uncharacterized. Gene Ontology annotation, biological process: DNA integration. The coding region runs from base 1 to 3930 and encodes 1309 amino acids. Gene Ontology annotation, molecular function: nucleic acid binding. Lineage: Eukaryota; Metazoa; Arthropoda; Insecta; Hymenoptera; Braconidae. The record is from RefSeq and is a predicted model, not a curated record. The transcript is spliced from 2 exons.